This is a messenger RNA of Vitis riparia (riverbank grape), 501 nucleotides long. Its product is annotated as homeobox-leucine zipper protein HAT5-like. The transcript has a single exon. The coding region runs from base 1 to 501 and encodes 166 amino acids. NCBI's taxonomy places the organism in Eukaryota, Viridiplantae, Streptophyta, Magnoliopsida, Vitales, Vitaceae. Gene Ontology annotation, cellular component: nucleus. The record is from RefSeq and is a predicted model, not a curated record. Gene Ontology annotation, molecular function: sequence-specific DNA binding; DNA-binding transcription factor activity, RNA polymerase II-specific. Gene Ontology annotation, biological process: positive regulation of DNA-templated transcription.
AUGGAGUGCUCAUCCAAACAUAGAUCCAUCACCGCCAAGAAAAGGCUCACCCAGGACCAGCUUCACCUCUUAGAGACAAGCUUCAUCACCAAUCCCAAGCUUGAAGGAGAGAGCAAGCAGGAGCUGGCCUCCAAGCUUGGUCUCCCACCCAAACAGGUUGCCAUUUGGUACCAAAACAAGAGAGCCCGCUGCAAAACCGAGGCCAUUGAGCACGACUACGAGGCCACCCAACUUCAACUCCAAAAUGUUUUGGCACAUAACCAGCGGCUCCAGAGUGAAGUUGGCAGGCUCACACAUAAGCUCAACCAGGCUCAUCACUUGCUCUUUCUUGCAUCUAACCCCUCUGCUGCUUCUGCUUCUGCUUCUGCUUCUACUUCUGCUCCUAGUUUCAGUGUUCCUGGAAGCUCCAGCUUGAACUCCCCUGCAAGCAUGAAUUCCAUCUGGGAAAAUGCUGAAGUUCUGCCUAUUAUGGAGGAGCUUUAUGCCUGUUUGCUCGAAUGA